Vicugna pacos (alpaca) is the source of this 1813-nucleotide messenger RNA. NCBI's taxonomy places the organism in Eukaryota, Metazoa, Chordata, Mammalia, Artiodactyla, Camelidae. The record is from RefSeq and is a predicted model, not a curated record.
CCCGACCCCGGACCUCGGCCGCGGAAUUGAAGAUCUGUUGAAAAACUUUAAAGACCGUAAAAUUCGAUGACCAAAAUGGAUAUUCGGGGGGCCGUGGAUGCUGCUGUUCCAACCAACAUAAUUGCUGCCAAGGCUGCAGAAGUCCGAGCGAACAAAGUGAACUGGCAGUCCUAUCUUCAGGGGCAGAUGAUUUCCUCCGAAGACUGUGAAUUCAUUCAAAGAUUUGAAAUGAAGAGAAGUCCCGAGGAGAAGCAGGAGAUGCUUCAGACUGAAGGCAGUCAGUGUGCGAAAACGUUUAUCAAUCUGAUGACGCACAUCUCCAAAGAGCAGACAGUCCAGUACAUCCUAACUAUGGUUGAUGAUAUGCUGCAGGAAAACCACCAGCGUGUUAGCAUUUUCUUUGACUAUGCUAAACGGAGCAAGAACACCGCCUGGUCCUACUUUCUGCCAAUGCUGAAUCGCCAGGACCUCUUUACUGUUCACAUGGCAGCAAGAAUCAUUGCCAAGUUAGCAGCUUGGGGAAAAGAACUGAUGGAAGGCAGUGACUUAAAUUACUAUUUCAACUGGAUAAAAACUCAGCUGAGUUCGCAGAAACUGCGUGGUAGCGGUGUCGCUGUUGAAACAGGAACAGCCUCUUCAAGUGAUAGCUCCCAGCACGUGCAGUGCGUGGCCGGCUGUCUGCAGCUGAUGCUUCGGGUCAACGAGUACCGCUUUGCCUGGGUGGAAGCAGACGGGGUAAACUGCAUCAUGGGAGUUUUGAGCAACAAGUGUGGCUUUCAGCUGCAGUAUCAGAUGAUCUUUUCAGUGUGGCUCCUGGCGUUCAGCCCUCAGAUGUGCGAACACCUGCGGCGCUACAACGUCAUCCCUGUGCUGUCCGACAUCCUCCAGGAGUCCGUCAAAGAGAAGGUGACCAGAAUCAUCCUGGCCGCGUUCCGCAACUUCUUAGAAAAGUCAACUGAAAGAGAAACUCGCCAAGAGUACGCUCUGGCUAUGAUUCAGUGCAAAGUUCUGAAGCAGUUGGAGAACUUGGAACAGCAGAAGUACGAUGAUGAGGACAUCAGUGAGGAUAUAAAAUUCCUUUUGGAGAAACUUGGUGAGAGUGUCCAAGACCUUAGCUCAUUUGAUGAAUAUAGUUCAGAACUUAAGUCUGGAAGAUUGGAAUGGAGUCCUGUGCACAAAUCUGAGAAGUUUUGGAGAGAAAAUGCUGUGAGAUUAAAUGAGAAGAAUUAUGAGCUCUUGAAGAUUUUGACGAAACUUCUGGAAGUGUCUGACGACCCGCAAGUCUUGGCAGUUGCCGCUCACGACGUGGGGGAGUACGUGCGGCAUUACCCCCGCGGCAAGCGGGUCAUCGAGCUGCUGGGCGGCAAGCAGCUGGUGAUGAACCACAUGCACCACGAGGACCAGCAGGUCCGCUACAACGCGCUCCUGGCCGUGCAGAAGCUCAUGGUGCACAACUGGGAAUACCUCGGUAAACAGCUCCAGUCUGAACAACCGCAGACCGCGGCCGCCCGGAGCUGAGCGGGCCUCCAGCCUCGGGGUCUCCCGCCUCCCUUCCAGGGGACCGACGGCCUGGAGUGAGGGUCUCAGCAGUGAGGGUCAGGAACAAACAAUUUCUCAUUUUAGCGUCCUUUUCUUCUCUUGUGUAGCUCUUCCCCAUGCUGAUUCCCGAUAAAAGGAUUUGCCCGUUAAGUUGUAUUAAAGUAGAUGCUUUCUGUACCUAAGGAAAAUACUACUGUUACAUGUACUGCUUGUCAUUUCUCUAUUUAUUGUUCUCUGGAAAUGAAUAUAGUUAUUAAAGGAUUCUCACUCCAAA